Molecule: messenger RNA, 759 nt
Organism: Eruca vesicaria subsp. sativa (arugula)
Lineage: Eukaryota; Viridiplantae; Streptophyta; Magnoliopsida; Brassicales; Brassicaceae
Source: the annotation of a GenBank genome assembly
AUGCCAGGUUCAACUAAGGAAACUGCUGGAGAAGUUCUUGUUAGACUCAGAGAAGCCGAUCGAGCGGAUGCAAAUGAACAUCAGCUUGCUGAGGUAUGCGUUUUGCUUGUGGAAACUGAACUCAAAGGCUGGCAAAAGAUUUUGAAUAAACUAUUUUUGGGGACUGAAGGUUUAGGGUUCUCCAUUGAUGCACCACAGUGGUGGAAAUAUGGUGAAGUUAUUAAUCCUAUGAUGUUCACUAAGAAGUUGAUGUAUUUACAUGGCGACGUUGAUCCUGUGGGAUUCAUUAAAAUGUUAUUCAAAGCGAGAUUUUACGCUAUGCCCUACCGGAUUGAUUAUGGAUAUAAAGGGAAUCCAGAAGGCACCCAGGAACCUAAUAAUAACAACUUUAUGAGUUUCAAUUUCGAGAUAGACAUCUUAGAAGUAAGUUGGUAUAAGAAAAUCAUAGGAGUUUUAAAGACCAUCCAAGGUGUAUCAUUUACAAUAGAUGCACCUAGUCAGAUGGUGUAUAUGCAUGGGAACAUUGAUAAAGGUUUGCUCAUGAAGAUGUUAACGAAGACGGGUAUUCAAAUAUUAGGAAUGGACUAUAAUUUGAAGCCACCACCCAAGAAAGCUGAGGCUGCAUCAGAUGGAACCGAGAAACAACCCACGAAAGACAAAGAGUCUACUCCUCCUUCUGAGCUUGUUGUUAGUACAUCAACGAAACAACAAGCCAAAAAUAAGAAACCUCGCGGUUUUAGAAUUUUUUGCUGUCCAUGA